Molecule: messenger RNA, 795 nt
Organism: Gastrolobium bilobum
Lineage: Eukaryota; Viridiplantae; Streptophyta; Magnoliopsida; Fabales; Fabaceae
Exons: 3
Coding region: 1-795 (264 amino acids)
Source: RefSeq, a predicted model, not a curated record
AUGCAAAUGCUUAGAAAAAGUUUAUAUGAUGAUGCAUAUACCAAGAUCAAACAUUAUGGAUAUAGAGAGCAAGUAGAGCAAAACCUAUUGGAAGACGACAAUCUUGAUAAAAAUAUUCAAGAAGGAAUUGAAAGUAAUCAAGGAAUCUCAACAUCUCUUUUUGAGGAUGAUGACAUUCAACUUGAGGUAACAAAUACCAAACUUGAUUAUGUUCCUUCACAUGAUAAUUUGCAAUGUGCGUAUGAUGAUUUGAAUGAUAGCUUGUUGAACUUGAAAAAUAGAAAUUUGGUUUCUAUACAAAGUAUUUGCUUCAUUGAAAAUCAAAUUGAAUCUUUGAAAAAUAUAUAUGAUUUUCAAGAAGAGGACAUACCCUUGAAUUGUGAAUCCUCAACCAUUCUUAAAAAUUGCAUUGAUGUUGAUAAUCAAGUUGAGGAAUUAUCAUCCAAACUUUCCAUAAUUGAUAAUCUUACAUGCUCAUAUUCCAUGUUUGAAAAUGAAAAUAAUAAUGAUAUUUUUGUACAUGAAAAACCUAGAAAUGAUUGUGGAAAUAAUAGCUUGGAUAAUGAUAAUAGCAAGAAAACCAAAAAUUUAAAAGUUGAGCUUGAAAAGAACAAGUUAUCUUGCAAAUAUAUUAAAAUCAUAAUGCCUAGCCUAAGCUUGUCAGGUGAAGGAUGGAGUAUCAAUGUUUACUCUUACGAUGAUCGCAUGAAAUUCUAUAUUGUAGUAGAAAAUCAAGGAGCUGCUGCAAUAUUCUAUGCUGAAAGUGUUGAGACCUACACCUAUAGACUAGAUUAG